GGGAAAGCUUUGAUCUGUGGAAUUUGGAUCACACUCCCUGGAAUUGUCUGGCAGUUUUACAACGUUCUCACUUGCUUCUGGGAUUAUUAUUAUUAUUAUUUUUUUCUGGAAACAGAGUUGUGUGUAGGAGGAAGAAAUCUAAGAAAUCUAGAGGAUUGAAUCGUUGAAGAUGAAGAUUCAGUGUGAUGUGUGCGAGAAGGCGCCGGCGACGGUGAUUUGUUGCGCCGACGAGGCGGCUCUGUGCGCCAAAUGCGACGUUGAAGUACACGCAGCGAAUAAGCUUGCAAGCAAACACCAGAGGCUGCUCCUUCAGAGCCUCUCCAACAAGCUUCCUAAAUGCGACAUUUGCCAAGAUAAGACAGCUUUUAUAUUCUGCGUAGAAGACAGAGCCCUCUUUUGUCAGGAUUGUGAUGAACCAAUUCAUUCAGCCAAUAGCCUCUCUGCAAACCACCAGAGGUUCCUUGCCACUGGAAUCCGAGUGGCUUUGGCCUCCAGUAGUACCAAGGAAGCUGAAACGAGUGGCUUUGAGCCACCCAAUCAAGGUGCACAGAAGAUUUCAACAAAAGUCUCAGCACCACAGGCUUCUGGCAUCUCAUCACCAUGGGGUGUUGAUGACUUGCUGCAAUUAUCAGAUUUUGAAUCUUCUGACAAGAAGGAUUCGCUUGAGUUUGGAGAGCUCGAAUGGAUAGCAGACAUGGGUAUAUUCGGUGAUCAGUUUCCUCAGGAGGCACCGGCAGCAGCUGAAGUUCCGCAGCUCCCAGUACCACAGUCGAGCAAUCUUACCUCCUACAGACCCCCUAAAUCAAGCAGUCCGCACAAGAAGCCUAGGAUUGAAAUCCCAGAUGACGAUGAUGAGUAUUUCACUGUUCCUGACCUCGGCAGAUUUUAGACAUGUAUCAACUUGAUGGAUUAGUUGAUAGGUUGAAUUAUAUACGUUCAUACUAAGUAUACGCGCGUAUGUAUUUAUGUAUUUGUUAUAUAUGUUCAUACUAAGUACGUAUCAGCAUGUGUUUACGUAUGUAUUUAAGAAUUUAUAAUGCAUUUUGUGGGAUUCCUGUCC
Molecule: messenger RNA, 1060 nt
Organism: Pyrus x bretschneideri (Chinese white pear)
Lineage: Eukaryota; Viridiplantae; Streptophyta; Magnoliopsida; Rosales; Rosaceae
Product: B-box zinc finger protein 24-like
Exons: 3
Coding region: 170-889 (239 amino acids)
Biological process (GO): regulation of DNA-templated transcription; photomorphogenesis
Cellular component (GO): nucleus
Molecular function (GO): zinc ion binding
Source: RefSeq, a predicted model, not a curated record